AUGUCAUCAGAGCCAUUAUUUAAGGAGCAGCCGACACCUCUUCCAGUAGUAUGUGGCUCUUAUAAUUUCUACGAGAAUAAUGCUAAUCGCUUCAAACCCUACUUCAGUGUGAUUCGUGCUUCUCUCGAAAGAGGCAACCCUUGCGGCAACUGUCAGGAUAGCAAUGCCAUAUGUUCUCGUCAGCGAGUCAUAAGACGAGCCAAAAAUACCACUCAACUGGCAGUGGUGGAAAAUCUAGGUCAAACACGUCAAAGGCCACCCCAAGCAACCCAAGCAACCCAAGCAACCCCAAGGUCUCAUAAUCGGCAAAAUCCAACAUCGGGACUGCACGAUUAUUCUGCAACCAUGUCCAAUAUAUAUCACAGGCUGGACUAUCCUCAACUGUCCCGUGGGGCAUCUCCGGGUAAUCAGCCCCUCUCACUCCAUGAUGCCCAUGCCACCAUUCAAUCCCACCUAGAACAUAUGAAAUGGCUCCCCAAAAAUCGCCGCCAGAUUUUGGAAUCGGGUUUGAGGCUGGCUUCUCAACUUUCAGAGAGUUCUGAGGACCCUAGGGACGUUGACAGUGAUAGUACUGUGAAUGAAGAGCCGACAAGAAGCCCUUCUGCUGAAUUACUAAGCUGGAUGUUGAAAGAGAUCAAGGAGGCGAGCUUUGGCUCGUUUGUUAGGGAUUACUUCAGGCACAUAUCUGAAGCAACACUCGAGCAAAUGGGACUCGCUCUGCUUCGUAGGACGGGAUCAGCUCACGACAUUCUCAUCAACACUGUUUGUGUCAAUACCAUGGCAUCCAAAUUCUUGACUGCCACCACCAACACUGGAAUUGACAGUGAGCUGAUCCAUGAAUUGACAAAUAGCGUGGUGCAAUUCCAGGCGGCAGCAAAAACAGCCCUUCGGAGUAUCUCUCUCUUGACGAGUCCUUCGCUCGGACUCUUACAAGCGCUUCUCUCUGGUAUAUUCCUCCAUCAAGGAUCUGGAGAUAUCACUAUAUGCUGGGAGCUUACCAAAGCUGCCUGCAGGGUGUGUAUAAGUCUUGGUCUUGACAAUAUCCUGAAGACAGGAGGCGCUGUGAGUGAAGAGCAGUAUUACUGUGUCGCCUGGUGCUAUAUGCUGGACAAUAAUUUUGCUUUCAAGAUGGGAAGAUUGAAAAUCUUACUUGAUAUUGAGAUUGGACACUUCACUUCCAACAUAUCCAGCCAUCAGCACCCCACGUCAGACCUCUUUCAAAUUUACAUGGGUCUUGCUAGUGUGCAGGCUGCUGUCGUGCCAUACAUUAGGGGACACUCAUUUGGGGGUGGUUUAUCAUCUUCCCAUGGAAUCGGGAAAUAUUGGUUGGUUAAUAUGCAACAAAUCCAAGACAAGAUUGAGCACAUCUCGCGUCCAUAUCCGGCAUGGAGAGGACUAGAUGCUCAGUCUGAAAUAUCCGCUCUUCAAUUCGCUUAUCGUUCGAUUAUGGCCACCAUAUUCCACAUCACUGAGGGUGCAGGAAACCAGUCCGUUGAUAUACGGAAACAGAGUUUGUUGACAGCCCACCAGGGCAUAUCUUCACUAGUGUCGAUAUGUUUAUCUGCUGAAAGGCAAAGCACGGCGGCCUUGUUACACUGGUCACUUCUCGUCUACCCUACCACCGCAUAUUUCGUGUUAUUCUGCAAUGUCAUCGCAACAUCAAAUACUGAUGACUUCAAACUCAUGAGGACGAUUACUGAUUGUUUGGCCCGUAUUGAAACAACAAGCCGUCCAAUUAUUCAAGUACGAACCAUCUUCCGCCACUUUUUAUCUCUCACUGGGGGAGUUUUCAACAACGAGGAAAAUGCAACUCAAGAUCCUCAAGUACAGCCAGUACAGUCUCAGUCAAGUGCAUUGCAACCUUGGGUAUCUGACAACCUAUUUUUAUCUUCGACGGCUGAUAUUGUUCCUCAUUUUUCCCCGUCUUUGCUGGUUGGAAUGGAGGAUUUCUCUCAGAUGCCCGUUUUCUUCGAGAAUGAGAUGUUCAUGCCCUUUAACAAUGAUUUCCCUGAUCUCGGAAAUGACCCGAACAACUGA
This is a messenger RNA of Penicillium vulpinum, 2037 nucleotides long. Its product is annotated as fungal specific transcription factor domain-containing protein. Bases 1 to 2037 code for a protein of 678 amino acids. Gene Ontology annotation, molecular function: DNA binding; zinc ion binding. Gene Ontology annotation, biological process: DNA-templated transcription. The transcript is spliced from 6 exons. NCBI's taxonomy places the organism in Eukaryota, Fungi, Ascomycota, Eurotiomycetes, Eurotiales, Aspergillaceae. The record is from RefSeq and is a predicted model, not a curated record.